GGUUUGAUAAAUAUAGGUAUUUCAUCACAUUGGGAAACUGAAUCACGUAUAAAUAGAAGCUUUGGGGGUUUUGUGAUUGUUACUAUUCUUGUUAUUUAGUUCAGAGAAGUGAAACAUGAUAAGCAUCGUAUUUGGUACAGCCUGGAUUAUCAAGCAUGUAAUGGCAUUCUUUGGUAUCAGACCGUUCAUCUAUAUCCCAGAUGAUGAUACAAAUGACAAGAAUGAUAACGCAAUUAUACCGCUAGAUGAUGCAGGAAAAUCAGAAUAUAGGAAUUCUUACCAUGUGGCUUAUCAGCUGAACCCAGUCUACAAUGUUUAUGAUGAUGAUGUAGUUAUCACUGACAUUACACCAGGUAGUAAAGAAAGUCUUAACGACCUCGGCAUUAAAACUGAAGAAAAUCAGGACACUUUGGCCAAUAGUGAUGCAAUAAUUGGAAAUUAUGUUAGUGGACAUACUGAUGAUUCAAGAACUGAGAAUGUUAUUGUGAUUGAAGAUGAUAUUGAAGUUAAGAAGCUAGAACUUGCUACAGCCACCAAACCUGUUUCUGAUCUUGAAACUGACUGUCCUAAUGUUAUUUCAAAACUUGAAAACUGUAGACCUUCUACAAAGAGAAGUGUCAAUGAUGGUAGAUCUCCGCCCAGCAUUAUCAUUGACGAUGAUCAGAAUAAUGGUGAUGACGAUGUUGAAAUUCUUGGCAUGUAUCCUGUUUCUGAACCUAAACCUGGGACCAGUCAGGAUGAAGAGUUUGAUCUCACAACAAUUCACGGCUAUGAUUCCAUGCCAUUCCUCAGUGAUGCCAGCACUAUAGAGUACAUCAAGACUUCCCACACCAUCUUCAUCAUGAGGGGUCUGCCAGGCAGCGGCAAGUCCACCCUGGUUCGGGGUCUUGAGCAGGUGUACCCGGGCGCUGUUGUGUGCUCAGCCGACCAGUAUUUCAUGGACAGUAGCGGAAAAUACUGCUAUGACCACAAGAAGAUUGAGGCAGCCCACAUGUACUGUCAGUCACAGGCAGAGUCCAGCUGUAGCAACAACAUGCCAGUCAUCAUCAUCGAUAACACCAACAUACAGAGGUGGAACAUGGCCUUCUACUUCAAACUGGCUCAGUCAAGCUACUACUAUCACACGGUGGUAGUCGAGGCUCAGACGCCAUGGCGAUACAACCCUCGAGAACUGGCGGCCCGAAACCACCACAAUGUGGACUUAGAGACAAUAAGCCAGAAGUUACGGAGCCUGCAGGAUAACAAGCUGAGGCCAUAUUACUAUGGCUGGUUCCUUCGUCAAUGCGACUCUCUAAGGCUGGUCGCCAUGGCAACAGAAACACUGGCUCGUUGUGCCAGGGAGCUGCAAGACAGGGGACUGGCCCUUGAUGUGGCUGACUUCAUGACAAGAACUCACAAAGGUUUAGGUGAUUUGUACACGGCACCGAAGAAAAUGCUCCACUGUACGGCGGGGUUCAUGGGCACUAAGGGCAGCAACUCUUACCACGAGAAUAAAACUGUACUUUCCUCCCUUGGGAAAACUUUCAAGCUUGCUGUUACUGGCCUGGUAUUUACUGGAAAAACAGUGUGUGCUGUUGUGGACUUAUACCAUAACAAUACAGCUGUAGAGAAAAAUGAAAUCUCAAAAGAACAGCAAGAUGAUGGGCCUGGAAACAGUGAUAUAAAAAAUCAGUUAGAUAAUUCAAGUCAAAAUGAUGAAGAAGUUGAAGAAAGUCUGUCAGCAAAUGACACUUCAACUUUGUCGGAGACUCCAUUGAAGAAAAGGAGAUCUGAAUUGCUCAAAUUGUUUAUGAAGGAGGAGGAGGUUAGUCUGAGAGAAAAAUACAAAGGUGUGAAGAAAGGUGUAGGUUACAGUUCCCGUCAAAGUGUUUUUCGUCGUGGCUGCAGCGCUCAUGUAACAAUCUCAUAUUCCAAAAACGGGCUGGCAAAAUACAGCGGUGAUGAAAUACUGCGUAUAUGUGAGCUGGAAUUUCAUGGAAAGCGUUUGAGUGAAAUUGAAACGGAGGUUGGAAAAGUGAGAUCGUACGAAAGUGACACUUACCAGGUGCUUUUGAAGGAGCCAGUGGUGUUUGACACGCUUUUUCAUGGAUUUUACAAUUCAAAAAAAUGAAGUGUUUGCUUUUCUUUUAUUGAUUUUAGUUAACUUUUACUUAUACAAAUUCACAGUUAUAAAUUUGAGUGGUGUAAAUAGAGUAAAUGUGAUUGAACCCAUACUCAGCUAUGAGAUUUAAAGUGUUGAAUAUUAACCAAUUGUAUCUAAUUCAAAAAUAUAUUUUUAAAUUGAUAAAACAGUUUCUCAAUCAUCCAUCAACUUGUUACAUUUUAUGUGGACCAUUUUUUGAAGAAAAUUUAGCGUACAAAAUACAUGUAUCUAUGCAUGUUGUAACAGGUGAAUCGUACUUUUGUGUUAUCUACACUUUUGUUUGCCAUGUGUUUUUUUACUUUUUUCAUCAAAUAAUAAAUUUUCACUUUAGGGCACUAUAUGUCUGUCAUGCAAAAUAACUCACUUUAAUCGCUUCUGCUUUACAUUAUAUAAAUGAUUAUUAUUAUUCCUGAGUCAUGUAUGACAAGGUAUAUAGGUUGGCUUAUAUAUGAAGGGAAACCAGUCCUUCUGUUACUUGGCCAUUACAGUAUUUCAGCAGUUUUCAUCUGAUUUAUACCAAAACUCCAUGCAAAUUAAAUGAAAUUAUUUAAGAAAAGCGUGAUACCAAAUCACUGAAGUUUUGUUUAAUUAUGAUCCUUGAAAUGUUGUGUACCCUCCCCAAAUUAAACGUUUUACAUGAAAUCAAAACCAAACUUAUUGAAACUUUUGGAAAGAAAAUAAUUAUAUCCUAGCCAAGUUUGAUGCUCUACAAACACACUAUUAUGUGAAUUUGGAAUAAAACAUAAUCUUGAAAUAAAUAUUGCAGUGUUUGCAGUUUCACUUGUUGUUUCACUCAAAAUGAUAUCCGUUCAAAGUUUUAUGUCUAAUUUCUUAUUCACAUAAUACAGUGGCCACAUAAAUUUGGUUAUAAUUUAAUUUAUAUGAAAAUGGCUUUACACCGUGUCCAAGAUAUUUAAUCUUAUCUAAACUUAUCAUUAUCUGAUGAACCUCUAAUGCCCCAACAGUUAUUGUUAACAUGUAAUUAAACAAAACAUUUUAUUUUUUAUAUGCCUUCAUUCGAGCAAAACUGCAUCUUCAUAAGAUUGUCAUAUUUUUUAUGUGGUUUGAUAUAAAAAUAGUUUUGUGUGGUGUAAAGGUUUUACAUUCAUUCAUUUCAUACUUUAACAAUUUGUAAAACAUGGUACAUAAAGCAUAUAUAAUAUAUAAAGCAUAUAUAUACAUAAAGCAUAUAUAAUAGCACAUAAAAUAAGUUGUAUCUGCUUAUGGCAUAAGAAAUAGCAAACCUAUAAUUUAAAAUAGCAUCACAGUUGAUAAAUCAAGCAAACAGGUUUAUAAAAAUUCAAUAAAUGUUAUAACUUAAUAUAUAAAUGUGACACAGUAAAAUAAUAAUACUAUUAUUUGUAAAUGAAUGUAAUAUAUAUAUAUAUAUAUAUAAUGUGUGUGUGUGUGUGUGUACUACAAAUUUAAACUAUGUCACAAACAUUAAAAUACAAGGAUAGCACAAAUAUAGAGUAAAUCCUUAUUUCCAUUGUGGUCCUUUAUAAAUGUAUUGUAGUUGACCUAGAAACAAAAACUAAUUAAACCUUUAUGAGCAAAAUUGAAUGCUUAAUUAAUCUCAGUGAACAUUAUCACAGACAUGAAGUAAGUCUUACAUUUAGAAGGAGCUUAUGCAAACUCAUAUUACUCCUCAUCUUUUACUUUGUUUUUGGCUAUUUGGAACAACAUUAAUUUCUUGCACAAGUUUCUUUUCUAAAUGACUCGUGAUGUCUUGGUAUAAUCAUGUGAUAAGUUCAGUAAUUGGUUUACUUGGAAAUCUUUUAUCCAUAUAUUUUUUAUGUUUAUCAAUUUAAAAUUAAAAGACGAACUACCCUCGGUGAGUUUGCAUAUAUUUUAUACAAAAUGUAUAACUUGUCAAUAAAAAAUAAUUAGUGGUUGUGAUGAAGAAUUAAAACCAUUAUCUUAAUUGUAGCAUGUAUCAAAUUUAACUAAGAGUGGCGAAUGAAAAUGUAUAUUAAGAGAAUUGCUUUGCAUUUAAGACAAUUGAUCUGCAACUGGACUGAAAGAUUUACUGUGAUGUAGACUUGUUAUGUGUUUUUAACCAGGUUUUCUGAAGGAAAAAACUGGUUAUUAGAUUGGCGAAUGCGGGCGGGCUGGCUGGCUGGCGGGCGGAACAAGCUUGUCCGGGCCAUAACUAUGUCAUUCAUUGUCAGAUUUUAAAAUCAUUUGGCACAUUUGUUUACCAUCAUUGGACAGUGUGUCGCGCGAAAUAAUUACGUCGAUAUCUCCAAGGUCAAGGUCACACUUUGAGUUCAAAGGUCAAAAAUGGCCAUAAAUGAGCUUGUCCUGGCCAUAACUAUGUCAUUCAUUGUGAGAUUUUAAAAUCAUUUGGCACAUUUGUUCACCAUCAUAGGACGGUGUGUUGCACGAAAGAAUCACGUCAAUAUCUCCAAUGUCAAGGUCGCCACGACUAAAAAUAGAUUUUUUUAAAAAACAAACUUACAAAGGGGGUUAAUUUUGUUUGUUCAUUUCAAAAGUUCAGUUUGAGUUUUCUCCCUUUAUCAGAUUUUUUUUUCACAAUAAAAACCUGGUUUUGUGACAAUUUUGUCCCUUGUCAAUUGGUUAGUUUAGAAAUGGGAGUGUUCUUUUUGUCUAUAGAAAACCUGUGUGCCUCAUGUUACAAUUCCUCGUCCUAAAUUUGAAACUCAGUCUUAGUUAUCAAGGAGAAGUGGAGAUUUUUUUUCUAUGCACUUUAUAUAUUUUUGGAACUUGUGUUUAUAUUUUUAUUGUAUCAGGGGCUAACUUAUUGGACAUGAUAGACAACUUGAAAUUUCCAUGGUAAAUAUAUCUCAUUUAUGGGAAAUGAAAAACACAAUAUCCGUUAUUCUACUAUUUAUAUGAAAGGAGUUGUGUCUCUUUUUUAUGCCCCUGAAGAUGGGCAUAUAGUGAUCGCACUGUCUGUUUGUCUGUCCGUCCAUCGGUCUAGCUGUCCAUCACACUUUUGCGUUUGGGUUUUGAAAAAAGCUCAGAACUUCAAUGUCGCUUCAGAUGUAACCUCCAUAUUUGGUAUGCAUGUGUAUAUGAACAAGGUCUUUCCAUAUGCAUACACAUUUUGACCCCUUCAACCUUGACCUCGAACUUAGGGUCCGCGUUAAGGUUUUGAAAAAACUGACACACUUUAUUCUUUCACGUCUUAUGUGUGAAUGAAGUUGUUCUGCGGCAUAAUUGCCCAUAUUUUGUGUAAGCUAAAGGGCAUCAGGCAAAACACAUAGUUGUACUUAAUCCUUUCCCACUCAGAAGCAAAGUGAAAAUAGCUAUGUGCAAACAGCAUAAAACCUGAACAGCCUGCAAGUAACUUGCGGUCUGUUCAGGUUUUAUGCUGUUUGCUGCUGGUCUGUAUCAAAGGGUUAGAGAUGAAGCCUUAAAAACUUGAAUCUAGUAAGAAAGGUCUUAAAUUAAAUUUAACAAUCUAAGGGACUACAAUCGCGUCAAAAUGGAUAUAUAUGUGGUAAAGAAUUGAAACAAUUUAAGCUAUCCUCAUAUCUAUCUGAAUCAAUAUAUAUUGCAAAUCAAAUAACAGAAACCUAUAAACA
Molecule: messenger RNA, 5694 nt
Organism: Dreissena polymorpha
Lineage: Eukaryota; Metazoa; Mollusca; Bivalvia; Myida; Dreissenidae
Exons: 8
Coding region: 116-2110 (664 amino acids)
Biological process (GO): cyclic nucleotide catabolic process
Cellular component (GO): membrane; cytoplasm
Molecular function (GO): 2',3'-cyclic-nucleotide 3'-phosphodiesterase activity
Source: RefSeq, a predicted model, not a curated record